UUCUUUGGUUCGUUGUCCAAAAAUUGCACGGGUUGACAGAAAGUUUCUUUGAGUUUUUUUUAUUUCAUUAUUGCUUAUAACAUAUCGUAACCUAAAUAUCUUGACCGGAAGUCAAUGUUUCUUCAAUGAUAUUGAAGUAAUCACAAUAAUUUCGUGAUCAUAAAUAUACGUCAUACUGUAAACUGUUAUAUUCGUAAAAUAAUACGAAUUAUUUACUGUUGAUUGAUGUUAUUUGAAAUAUAUAUCAUUUUUUUAUAAUUAGGAUUUACGAUAUAACAGCAGGUUUCUUAAAAUGUCAAAAAGAAAAGGAAUUUCUUUGGAUGAAAAACGUGCAAGAAUGCUUCAAAUAUUUUAUGAGAAAAAAGAAUUUUAUACUUUAAAAGAAUUAGAAAAAAUUGCUCCAAAAGAGAAAGGGAUUAUAGUACAAUCUGUGAAAGAUGUACUUCAAACAUUAGUUGAUGAUGGAUUAGUUAGAUCAGAAAAAAUUGGUACUUCAGUAUACUUCUGGACCUUUCCAGGAGAAAAUAUUACUGCGAUAGAACAAAGAAUAUCUGAGGCUUCCAAAAAAAUAGUAGAAGCAGAAUUUAAGCUGCAAAAAUUAAAAGAAGCUAGUGCCAAAGAACAGAUAGGAAAAGAGGACACAGAGGAGAGGCAAAUUUUAUUGCACGAACUAGAAGAAUUAAAGGCCAAGGAAGUUCAAUUAAAGAAGCAAAUUGCCAAAUUCAGUGAUGCUGAUCCAGAAGCUAUAGCUAAACUUGUAGAAAAAGUGCAGGAAUAUAAGGAUGCGGCUAAUGUAUGGACGGAUAAUAUUUUUGCUAUACAAAGUUGGUGUAAAAGAAAGUUUGAUAUAUCUGAAGAACUUCUUAAUAAACAAUUCAACAUUCCGAACGAUUUAGAUUACAAAGAAUAGAGAAUGGUUGUAACUUAUUUUAAUUGACAUUAAAUAUACAAACCAUUCGACUAAAA
Messenger RNA from Osmia bicornis bicornis, 966 nucleotides. RefSeq names its product meiotic nuclear division protein 1 homolog. The coding region runs from base 293 to 910 and encodes 205 amino acids. Gene Ontology annotation, cellular component: nucleus. Gene Ontology annotation, molecular function: double-stranded DNA binding. Lineage: Eukaryota; Metazoa; Arthropoda; Insecta; Hymenoptera; Megachilidae. The transcript has 5 exons. Gene Ontology annotation, biological process: reciprocal meiotic recombination. The record is from RefSeq and is a predicted model, not a curated record.